Molecule: messenger RNA, 613 nt
Organism: Ilex paraguariensis (yerba mate)
Lineage: Eukaryota; Viridiplantae; Streptophyta; Magnoliopsida; Aquifoliales; Aquifoliaceae
Source: the annotation of a GenBank genome assembly
CACAUUCGUUACAUUCAGACUUCUACCCAAACCCACAAUUAAUCUUUAGAGUUAUUCAAUUUUGGCUAACACAUGGAUCCGAAAAUCUGCACAAAGAAGGAGGAAGUUACAAGUAUGUUGGUAGAACAUGGGAAAGCAACCAAGCACUCCAUGACCUUGACACGUAGCCCACUAAGGCUACAAUUCGAGGAAGAGGAAGAGGAAGAGGAGAUGUUUCAGAGUAAAAAAGGUGAGAUGGUUAAAAUAAAAAAGCAAGAAAGGAAAAGAGAGAGAGAGAGCAGAGAAGGAAGAAGAGCAGCAGAAAAAAAUCUGAAGCUUUGCAUAGGACCCUUUUUAAAAUAUGCUGUUGGGCCGGGCCAGGCUCCACGUUGCUCAAAACCGCGAGAACGGAGCCUAUUGCAGCAUACACCAGCUGCAAAGCAGAGUAUGCAAGCCAUGUCCACACCAGAUGCAGCAUCAAAGGUUGAAGCAGCUGCAACUGCUAAGAAUGGAGAAAGAUAAUGUUAUUAGCUCAUUUUGUUAAUUAGUUGGUUCGUCUGUUUAAUUUUUGCUGAGUUGUAUUGCCUAGCUGGCAGUUGCCAUGUGAAGACAUGUGAAGUCAUAUGAGAGUUAG